GUGCGUAGCUGCGCAGGCGCUAUUUGGCGGCCCGCAGUUGGGCCCCACGGGUCCUGCUGGUGGCCAUGGCUGCUACGUUCUUCGGAGAGGUGGUGAAAGCGCCUUGCCGGGCGGGCGCAGAAGAUGACGAAGAGGAGGAGGAAGAAAGGAGGAGGGAGACACCCGAGGAUCGGGAGUUGCGGCGGCAGCUGGCGCGGAAGAGGGAGGUGCGACUUCUUCGAAGACAAACAGAAACAUCUCUGGAAGUUUCUCUGUUGGAAAAGUAUCCUUGCUCCCAGUUUAUAAUUGGAAUAGGAAAUAAUGCAGUAGCAUUUUUGUCAUCCUUUGUUAUGAAUUCAGGCAUCUGGGAGGAAGUUGGUUGUGCUAAACUCUGGAAUGAGUGGUGUAGAACAACGGAUGCUCUACACAUUUCCCCCACAGAGGCUUACUGUGUGUUUUAUCAUCUCAAAUCAAACCCUUCGGUUUUCCUCUGUCAGUGCAGUUGUUACGUUGCUGAAGAUCAGCAGUAUCAAUGGCUGGAAAAGGUUUUCGGCACCUGUCCAAAGAAGAACAUGCAGGUAACUGUUCUCACAUGUCGACACGUCACUGACUAUAAAACCUCUGAAUCUACUGGCAGCCUGCCUUCUCCUUUUUUGAAAGCCCUGAAAACACAGAACUUCAAAGACCCUGCAUGUUGCUCCCUUCUGGAACAGCCAAACAUCGUGCACGACCUUCCUGCAGCAGUGCUGAGUUACUGUCAGGUGUGGCAGCUCCCUGCGGUCCUGUACCUGUGCUACACUGAUGUGAUGAAGCUGGACCUCCUGACGGUGGAGGCCUUCAAGCCUGUCCUUGCUUCCAGAAGCCUGAAAGGGCUGGCUAAGAACAUUCCCCAGAGCACAGAGAUUCUGAAGAAGCUGAUGACAGCAAAUGAGAUUCAGAGUAACAUUUAUACGUGAGCCAAGGAUUGUCCUCUAAUGUCUGCCAGCAUCCAUUUGCUAAGGGGUGCAGCAAACACUGCUGUGUAGGUUACUUUGGGGGACUCUAUAUUGAGGGGGAUAAAACAGUAAAAAAAACUGUGUCCA
Messenger RNA from Octodon degus (degu), 1061 nucleotides. RefSeq names its product proteasome assembly chaperone 1 (gene Psmg1). Gene Ontology annotation, cellular component: endoplasmic reticulum. The record is from RefSeq and is a predicted model, not a curated record. Gene Ontology annotation, molecular function: proteasome binding. NCBI's taxonomy places the organism in Eukaryota, Metazoa, Chordata, Mammalia, Rodentia, Octodontidae. The transcript has 7 exons. Gene Ontology annotation, biological process: proteasome core complex assembly. The coding region runs from base 66 to 935 and encodes 289 amino acids.